AUGAAGUUCACUACAUUAGCAUGCAUCGCAGUUGUUGUGAUAGUAGUUAUGUCCUCUUUGGAUCCGACCAAAGCAGUCGUGGCUCGACGUUCGGAGGAAGAGGAGAAAGUGGCAUGCAACGCGAGGGAACUUAAGCCAUGUGUACCAGCAGCAGAAGCCGGAACUAAACCGUCGACGGAAUGUUGUGGAAAACUAAAAGAACAAGAGUCGUGUUUGUGUGGAUACAUCAAAAACCCAUCGAUUAGUCAGUAUUUUCAAUCUGAAGGUGCUCAUAAAGUCUUAGUAGCUUGUGGUGUACAUUAUCCUACUUGUUGA
Molecule: messenger RNA, 315 nt
Organism: Arabis nemorensis
Lineage: Eukaryota; Viridiplantae; Streptophyta; Magnoliopsida; Brassicales; Brassicaceae
Source: the annotation of a GenBank genome assembly